AUGAUGACAAUGGUCCGCCUACUGCCUUCACGAACAGAGGCUGGGAUUGAGGUGCCACGAGAAGUGGAUUCUUUUUUAUUCCGUGUAUCGAAAGUUGCUGCUGCUGAGUGUGGGUUGCGAGGUGGUGUAGCCGUUGCCUUGAUGACCUCUCGACUCCUCGUCGCCUUUGGUGUAGUCACCUCACUUUUGGGUGUUGAUGUAAGUGUUGGGCAUCGUUCCAGAGGUGGACAUUAA
Echinostoma caproni is the source of this 234-nucleotide messenger RNA. The record is from the annotation of a GenBank genome assembly. Lineage: Eukaryota; Metazoa; Platyhelminthes; Trematoda; Plagiorchiida; Echinostomatidae.